Messenger RNA from Diospyros lotus (date-plum), 2345 nucleotides. RefSeq lists its product as uncharacterized. The record is from RefSeq and is a predicted model, not a curated record. Gene Ontology annotation, molecular function: DNA binding. The coding region runs from base 155 to 1795 and encodes 546 amino acids. The transcript has 7 exons. NCBI's taxonomy places the organism in Eukaryota, Viridiplantae, Streptophyta, Magnoliopsida, Ericales, Ebenaceae.
UUUCCUUAAAACCGCGAGAGAGAGAAGAGGGGGAGAGAGAGAGGGAGGGAGACAGCAAGUCUCCAAUUCGAACUGCUUUCGAACUUGGGUUCAAGAGAUCGCGACAAGGGUUUAGUUCGGAUUUCAUCAUCUUGGAUUCUUCAUCGCCAUCAAGAUGGCUCGCAGCAAACGGGGUUCUGACAGAGGAGAAAGAGAAGGGAUGGUCUGCCCAACAUUACCAUGCGCAGAAUGCACCCGGAGUUGUUUAUUGAUUCAUGGGCAGAGAAACGACCCAUCACCCAUAGUGGACAGCUUUUUCAAAGUCAUGCUUGGCUUGGAUUUUUCAAACCUUCUGUAUCUGCCACCUCAAUUUGUUCCAAUGGUGUCAGAGUUGAUUGGUCGGGAAACUGAGCUUGAGGAUGCAAGUGGGAACAGGUGGAAAGUAAGAUUAUCUAAACAUGAUGGUGUAGUGGCUUUUCGGCAGGGAUGGCAUGAUUUUUUACUAGAACAUGGUAUAGAAGCUGGAGAUUUUGUUACAUUCCAUUAUGUAAAGCAAUCUCACUUCAUUGUUGAAAUCUAUGGGCACAAUGGGUGUCGAAAACUCAAUUCUUCAGAAGAACAAGACAAUCGGAAGAAAAGAAAGAGAACUUGCAGAAAUUUUAGUGCCAGUGGACAAUGCUAUGGAACUCAUAGUGAUUUGAUGAACAGACAUGGUUCAAAUAUGUCUAAUGCUUCUGGGUCAAACGUUGAUAUAAGCGAAAGGUUGCCAUUGGACAUAGAUAAUGCUUCAAACAUUAAUAAUGGCUGUGGAAAGGCACAAUCUGUGCCAAGUAUGAAUUUUAAUGAAGAACCAUUUUAUAUGAUAGACAGAGAUGUUGGAGAGAGAGAGAGGGACCGCUGGAACUGCUUAUAUGACUUGGCAAGCUUUGAAAUGCAGAAGACACCUGCUGUUGAUGAAAAGAGCAAGGAUGAAGCAGAUAUCGUGAAUAAGAUUCCAGUGGCUAAAGAGGCAGUGAGCUCAAUACCAGUUACUGAUGUACGACAACUGGUAAUUACUGAGAAAAGUAAAGAUUUUCAGAAGAUGGAUACCUUAAAAUUAAUCAGUGAAAAAUAUUCUGGCGCUGGCAACUGUUCUGGGCUAGAUCAGAGGAACAAGGCAUAUUCAAAGAAUACACCCCUUAGGAACACUAGGCAAAGAAUACGAAGGAAAAUUGCUGAUGGGUCAGAGCUCCAUUCCUUGCCAAUCUCUGCUAAAACCCAGAAUUUCCAUGCUGCAGGGCAGAGGAAGGGAGUAAUUAAACAUAAACGGCUUGUGAAUAUGGAAGGUGGCUUUGACUGUAGGUCAAUGAUGCAUGGAAAGUAUCCGGUGAUGAAGGCGUGUGAGAAGAGUUUAAAUCCGGCCAGAAAAGAUGGUAGCCAUGUGCACGAGGUGAUGAAAACAGAACCUGUUGAUACCAGUGACUUGCAAAUGGGACCUGUUGAAACCAGUGUCUUGCCUUCUAGAGUUGAAGUCAAAAUUUCCAUUUCCGGAGUUAGAGGCAAACGGUCUUUCCUUGAGUUGCCCAAACCAUUACCCUUGGUUUCAUCCAGGGCAAAGCUGAAAGCUGAUAGGAGGCUGGUAAUCCUCCUCCUAGAUCCACAAUCUCGACAGUGGCCCAUGCUCUACCAGUCCAAAUUUGGAAUGAGUGUUUUGACAGGAGGAUGGGAAGCAUUUUGUGAGGCAAAUCGCAUUCGCCCUGGGGACAAAUGUGUUUUGGUAGAGGAGAAUGAAUAUGAUCACAUUUACAAGGUUAGUAUUGUUCAGAACCAAGAGUAGACUAACUACUCAAACUGUUGUAAUGAUUCUGACCAGAAUCUUGCUUCUGCUAAACUUAAAUUGAGUAGCCAUUUAUCGUUGGUGGAUCUUUUACAAUGAAAUAUGGGUUUUCUUUGAUAUGCUUGUGAAAGAACAAGGUAUUUUUAUAGAGGCUUGAUAGAUAGUGAAUGCGUAUUUUGCUUUCUAGAUAGUGAUUGUAAUUCACUGGUCAAUUAUUGCAUGGAUGGUGAGAUGAUUGUCGAGUCAGAAUUCACAUUGCCGGCUCCCAGUCUCUCAGAUAAAUUUGGCAGUGGAAUGCUCUUUAUAGCUAGUGGAUCUUUUACAUGAAAUAUGGGUAUUUUGUUGAUAUGCAUGCUUGUGAAAGAACAAGCUAUUUUGUAGAGGCUAGAUAGAUGGUGAAAUGCAUGUAUUGCUUCUAGAUAGUGAUUGUAAUUCGCUGCUCAAUUUUUUCAUGGAUGGUGAGAUGAUUAUCAAGUCAGAAUUCAUAUUGCCAGCUCCAAGGCUUGAGAUGAAUUUGGCAAUGGAAUGCUCUUUAUAGCUGGUGGAUCUU